GUUCGGUCUCGCGUCGUGACUCUUCGUUUACCUUUAAAUGGAAAACGUUUGGACGAGACCGUGAUUGGACCGCUUGGCUGUCAAUCACCCACAAUGGGGCGGAACUUUCGGGCCGCUGUUACAGACUGGAAAAAUCAGCAGUAGAGCAACACUCGUCGUGUUGAAAGACAGAACCGAGACGUCGAGCAGAAAUGGACCUAAUAGCAGAAUAAUGCUGAUUUCGUGAGGCUCCGGCAGGAGAUCGUGCCACAGCGAUCGUGUGUGUUUAAUGAGGAGGAUCUCGCUCGAUGUUACAGGAAGCGGGGGAGGGAAGAGCCGCAGCGACGCUCUAUUUUUAUCGUUUUGUAUUAUUUGAACUCGGCAUGAGCUAAAGUACCUUCACAGUCCGUGUGCCUGACAACACUGUCCUGUCGUUCAACACGAAUAAACGGCCGUUAACGGAUAUCAUCGAGACCGCGAAGGAUCCAGCGCGAGCGGACGGAGCCGCAGGGCAACCCUAUGCCAUGGAUUUAAAAACUGCUGUUUGCAACGCCGCCCGAGACGGCAAACUCAGACUCCUCCAGAAACUCUUAGAGAAUAAGAGCGAUCACGACGUCAUGAAACUCAUGGCAGAGAAAACCAACGGAGCGACGCCGCUACUAAUGGCCGCCCGGUAUGGGCACCUGGAGCUGGUGGAGUACCUGAUCGAGUGCUGCUGCGCGCCUGUUGAGGUCGGAGGCUCGGUGAACUUCGACGGGGAAAUCAUUGAGGGAGCGCCGCCGCUGUGGGCCGCGUCGGCGGCAGGACAUCUGAAAGUCGUGCAGUCUUUGCUGGGACACGGUGCCUCUGUGAACAAUACGACUCUUACAAACUCUACCCCGCUGAGAGCCGCUUGCUUCGACGGACAUUUGGAUAUUGUCAAAUACCUGGUGGAGCACAAAGCGGAUCUGGAAGUGGCCAACAGGCACGGACACACCUGCCUCAUGAUAUCCUGUUAUAAAGGACACAGGGAGAUCGCGCAGUACCUGCUGGAGAAAGGAGCUGACGUCAACCGGAAAAGUGUGAAAGGUAACACGGCUUUACACGACUGUGCCGAAUCCGGUAGCUUGGAGAUCAUGAAGAUGCUCCUGAAGUACGGCGCCACCAUGGAGAAGGACGGCUACGGAAUGACGCCACUGCUCUCAGCCAGCGUGACGGGCCACACCAACAUUGUGGAUUUCCUCACGCAGCACCCUCAGACGGGCCGAACGGAGCGGAUCAACGCGCUGGAGCUGCUGGGGGCCACGUUCGUGGACAAAAAGAGAGACCUGCUGGGAGCUCUGAAGUACUGGAAGCGAGCCAUGGACUUGCGGCACGGCGACCCAAACCACGUGCUCUUGAAAGAAGAGCCCAAGCAGCUGGUGAUGGCGUACGACUACACCAAGGAGGUGAACACGUUCGAGGAGCUCGACAGCCUGAUCGCCGACCCCGACGACAUGCGCAUGCAGGCGCUGCUGAUCCGCGAGCGCAUCCUGGGCCCGUCGCACCCCGACACGUCCUACUACAUACGCUACCGGGGGGCUGUUUACGCUGACUCGGGCAACUUCGAGCGCUGCAUCAAGCUGUGGAAGUACGCGCUGGACAUGCAGCAGAGCAACCUGGAUGCGCUCAGCCCCAUGACGGCCAGCAGCCUGCUCUCCUUCGCAGAGCUCUUCUCCUUCAUGCUGCAGGACCGCGCCAAAGGCCUGCUCGGCACCUCCGUGUCCUUCGAGGAGCUGAUGGAGAUCCUCAGCAAGAGCGUGCUGGAGAUCGAGCGUGCUGUCAAGCAGCCGCGGCCUGGCCCCGAUCCGGCCCAGCUCAGCAAGGUGCUCUCCAUCAUCCUGCACCUCAUAUGCCUGCUGGAGAAGGUGCCGUGCACCGUAGAGCAGGACCACUUCAAGAAGGAGACCAUCUACAAGUUUCUCAAGCUGCAGCCUUGCGGCAAGAACGGCUUCAGUCCGUUGCACCUUGCCGUCGACAGGAACACCACCUGCGUUGGCCGCUACCCCGUCUGCAAGUUCCCCUCCUUCCAGGUGGCGUCCAUCCUGCUGGAGUGCGGUGCCGACGUUAACUGCCGCGACGAGGACGACAACAGCCCGCUGCAUGUGGCCGCGUCCAACAACCACCCCGACAUCAUGAACUUGCUGAUCUCCUGCGGCACGCACUUCGACAGCACCAACUCCUUCAAGCAGACAGCCUGCGACCUGCUGGACCAGAAGGAGAUGGCCAAGAAUCUGAUCCAGCCCAUCAAUCACACCACGCUGCAGUGUCUGGCGGCACGCGCCAUCGUCAAACACGGCCUGACGUACCGCGGGAACAUCCCUGAGAGGCUGGAGGCGUUCGUGCUGCUGCACAGAUAGUGACAGAGUCAGAGUCCUGCCAUCUUUGCUCGGACCCCCGUCGCGUCUGUUCUCUGUUUCCUCUGCCGCAGGUUCGUAUCUGCUUCGCUCUCACUAUGCAAAGAUGGUAGGACCCACCGGAUGUUAGUUCGGUUCUCUCGAGCGGACUGGAAUGCUGUCAUUUCUCCCCUCCAGCGUAACGAGCAUUAUGACAUGCUUGAAGGAUUGCUCCACUUCCAGAAAAAAGAUUUCCUGAUAGUUUACCCACCCACAUGUCAUCCUAGAUGUUUGUGUCUUUCUCUCUUCCGUUGCAAAGAAAUUAAGUUUUUUGAGGAAAACAUUCCAGGAUUUUUCUCCACAUAGUGGACUUUAGUGUUACUCAGUGGAUUGAAAGUUAAAAAUGCAGUUUCAAAGGGCUCUAAAUGAUCCCAGCAGAGGAAUACUGAAACGAUCAGUUGUUUUCUGAAAAAAAUACAAAUUUAUACACUUUUUAACCUCAGUGCUCGUGUUGUCUAGCUAUGUGAUGCACUCGUGCGCUCUGUGUAUUCCGGUUCAUUACAGUUAGGGUAUGUCAGAAAACUCCCAUCUCAUUUUCUCCUCCAACUUUAAAAUCGUCCUACAUCGCUACAGAAGUACCGACCCAGUGUUUACAAAGUGAACGUGCAAAGAUGAUCAAACACCUUUUACAAAAAAAGGUAAAACGGUGAUGUAGGACUAUUUUGACGUCGGAGGAGAAACUGUUUUGAUCUGGAGUACACAGAGUUUGCAUGUGCAUCUCACAAGACGAGCUUAUAUAUAUAUAUAUAUAUAUAUAUAUAUAUAUAUAUAUAUCCUCGACUGGGAUCAUGUAGAGCUCUUUGAAGCUGCUUUGAAACUGUAUUUUUAACUUUCAAUCCAUUAAGCACUAUAUGAAGAAAAAAACUGGCAUGUGUUUUCCUCAAAAAACUUGGUUUCUUUGCGACUGAAGAAUGAAAGACAUGAACCUUUUGGAUGACGUGAGUGAAUAAAUUAUCAGGAUUUUUUUAUUCUGGAAGUGGAGUAAUCCUUUAAUGUUUGCAGAUACCAUAAGUGCUUUUAUUCUUCCUAUGCACAGGCUGUAAUAUCGGGACUGUUCUGUGUUACUGGAUUGUGCCACGUGUUCAUGCGAAUGCCUGUUUUUUUUUUUUUUUUUUUUUUUUUUUUUUUUUGUUUUUUUUUGUUACUUUAUGUUAAUCUUUUCUUCACUGUCUUCUAAUCUGAUCGUGAGCUGGUGAAAUCGCCCGUUUGAGUAAAUGCGGCUCUAUUGAAUGUUUAAUCUUUGAUCCCGGACGAGCUGUAAAAACCAAACCUCCUGAUUGUUAUUGCACAGCAUGUGCUCACGGUUUACCAUCAGACAUACAAACUGGUGCAGCUCUGCUUGAAGUCUGAAUUCAUGUGAUGAUUCUGUGUAGUUUAAGUUCAGCUUUGGCUACAUUUUGUGCGGUUUGAACUCAAGGGCUUUCGAUUCUUUUACAGGCACAAUACACUAGUAAAUGAAACAAAUGUACAGUCAAAAGGACUUGCACUUUAUUGCAGUGAAAUUUGAUAUUCAUAUUACGAUAGCAUAAAGCUUGUUGAUGUCCAUAGAGCAUAAUUGACAAUAAACCUCUGUUGCACUUGA
Messenger RNA from Labeo rohita (rohu), 3975 nucleotides. RefSeq names its product protein fem-1 homolog C. Gene Ontology annotation, molecular function: protein binding. The coding region runs from base 504 to 2357 and encodes 617 amino acids. Lineage: Eukaryota; Metazoa; Chordata; Actinopteri; Cypriniformes; Cyprinidae. The transcript has 3 exons. The record is from RefSeq and is a predicted model, not a curated record.